Molecule: messenger RNA, 810 nt
Organism: Closterium sp. NIES-65
Lineage: Eukaryota; Viridiplantae; Streptophyta; Zygnematophyceae; Desmidiales; Closteriaceae
Source: the annotation of a GenBank genome assembly
AUGUCCUGUGCGGCGAUGCGAAAUCGCUGCUGCUGCGCGUGGGCUUCGCGGCAGAGAUUGGAUCGCGGGCAGCUGGACUCGGACCGCGGGCAGUUAGAAGCGUGCGCAGCUGCGCAAGCGGGCUGCGGAGAGCGGUUUCGAAGCGCGGUGGCUGCAGGCGGUCGCGACGACAACGGCGAGGAACUCAGAGGGGAGAAGGGUAGCGGCGAGGACGGGGCGGAGGGCGCGAAGUGGGCGGAGGGCGCGAAGUGGGCGGAGGGGGAGAUGUGGGCGGAGCGGGAGAAAUGGGCGGAGGGCGAGAAGUGGGCGGAGGGGGAGAAGUGGGCGGAGGGCGAAAAUGGGGCGGAAGGGGAGAAAGGGGACAGGGGCGAGAGGUGGCCAGCAGCUGCUGCUUCCGUUCCGUUCGCAGUCGCGCCACCAGCUGUAGCAGUUUUCCGCGCCGCUGCUGCUGCUACUGCCGGCGGCGAGUACGGCUGGCCGCGGGAGUCCGCUAGUGACUGCAGGCUGCGCUGCGUGCGCGGGGAAGGAUGCGCGGGCUUGGGAUACGCGGGCGGGGACGGGACCUCCGCGCAAAAUAGACGGCCUGCCCCGUCUUCCCCUCUGAGCGGAAGCGUUCUCGCCCGCCGCAUGACCCUCGGGCCUGUCGCGGCGGCUUCCCCCAGGGAAAACGCGCCGUCCUCCGAAUGCACUGCGUCCGCGCCGGCGCCGGUGGGCGAUGCCGCGCGCGCCGUACUCCGCGGACUCGUUCGGCGCCGCGAGAUCAUCCUCGGGCCGCUGGGUGCCACAGUGCACCUAGUUGGACUCGGCUGA